This is a messenger RNA of Eremomyces bilateralis CBS 781.70, 1941 nucleotides long. RefSeq lists its product as uncharacterized. NCBI's taxonomy places the organism in Eukaryota, Fungi, Ascomycota, Dothideomycetes, Eremomycetales, Eremomycetaceae. The coding region runs from base 1 to 1941 and encodes 646 amino acids. The record is from RefSeq and is a predicted model, not a curated record. The transcript is spliced from 5 exons.
AUGGCUACAUUCGUUUCAUUUUUUGUCACUCUUUUAUGUCUGAGUAUUGUGGAAGCAGGUCAUAUCUAUCAUCAUCCCCACAGACUUAUUCAACGUCAAGAGUCGACUCCAGGAGCACCAACGCAGCCAGGAAUCACUCCAAAAUGUAACAAGUUCUAUACAAUUAUUUCCGGAGACAGUUGUAAUUCAGUCGAGACCACGUUCGAAAUCACCCAUGAGGACUUUAUUGCAUGGAACCCGGACGUGUCAUCGGACUGCAUAUCGAACUUCUGGCCCGAUUAUUCUUACUGCGUUGGUAUCGCCACUCCAGACGCGCCAACACUUCCAGGAACCUCUCCGAACUGUAACAAGUAUCAUACAAUUGUUGACGGAGAUACUUGUUCUACAGUCGAGGAGGCGUACGGGAUCACCCACGAGCAGUUCAUCGAAUGGAAUACCGAUGUAUCAUCCGACUGCGUAACGAACUUUUGGCUCGAUAAUGCCUACUGCGUUGGUGUCGGGGCUUCCCCUUCAGCCGCCCCCUCUACUUCUAUUCCAGUCACUUUUCCAAGCUCGUCUAGCAUUCCCAUUACGUCCGCGCCCGUCAAUUCGACGUACUCGACGCGAUACCCGGUUACGUCAAUAAAUAUCUCCUCGACAACGGUGGAUGAGACAUGGCCUCCAGCGAAGACGCAGGCGGGCCAACCUGCCUCCUGCAACAGGUGGCAUUUGGUACUGGCGGCCGAUACCUGCGAAACCAUUUACAGGAUGUAUUCUUCUACUCUCAAUAAGAAGCAACUGCUUGAAUGGAAUCCGGCCCUGAGUGCCGACUGUUCGGGCUUAUACUAUCAGUGGUGGGUAUGCGUUGGGAUUCAGGUCCAAACAACACCAGCUCUCUCGUUCCCUCCAGUGACAUCGGGGUCUGAUGCUCCGCCGGAACCCACUGAAUACACGCCAACAUUAGUGCCGACAAUCGAUUCGAGCUUUAUUCCGUCUCCUACACAGCCUGGCACCGCGCCUGAAUGUGACGGGUGGUAUAAAACAUCAACAAAUGAUACCUGCUAUGACCUCCUGCAGAACUUCGGAUACGUUUCGAUGGAGCAGUUUGUGCUAUGGAACCCUGCAGUGGGGGCCGAUUGUACUGCCCUGUUGGCUGACACCUACUAUUGCAUCGCAGAUUUUCCAUCUCCUCCUCAACCCCCUACCGUGCCACCGACCCCCUCGCCUGUAUCAGGUGGAAACCCCGCUAACUGCACUACGUGGUACCAAAUGACUGGGUCCGAUACGUGCGAUUCGAUUGCACUGAUGUUCGGGACGUUCUCCAAGGAUGAGUUUAUGACUUGGAAUCCCUUAGUCGGGGGCGACUGCUCCGGUUUGACAGAAUACCUGUGGUAUUGCGUUGCCAUCCCUGGAACGCCAGCGACUCGCACUGCCCCGCCACCAACUGUAACCACAUUGCCACCGGGAACAGAGCCACUGCCUCAACAGACAGGUAUCAGUACCGGCUGUACAAAGUAUUGGCUCGUGGGAGGAGACGAUGACUGCUACUCCAUCAUAUAUGGGAAUGAGAUCUCCGUUGAUGAUUUCUAUGCCUGGAACCCGGCAAUCGGAGCCGGCUGUCAGGGCCUCGAAGAAGGAUAUUUCGUCUGCGUUGGAACGGAUGUCCCUAUGACGACAACGCCAGGCGAUAGCAGCUCUACCAUUAUUCCUGACCCGUCGAGUUCCUCUAUCCCGCCCGGCACGCCGACGCCAGGCGACGGUAGCUCUACCAUUACUGCUACCCCGUCCAGUUCGGCUCUCCUGCCGAGCUCGUCUGGCACGCCGACGACGAGCGAUACUCCUGUCACCACGCCUGACCCGUUUCAGACUGACAUGAUCUCUGGUUGCCGCAGAUUCUAUCUUGUGCAAAGCGAGGAUGGAUGCUUCGACAUUGCCGCCUCCGCUGGAAUCGAUUUAGAGUAA